GCCGAAGUUCGAGGAUUGGCGUAGGACUAGAAGAAAAGAAGGUCGUGGUUGUUCUCCUCUUUCAUACCCCAGCGGAGAGGAACUAUUGCAUUUGCUCUAAAGCGCCAGUGCAGAAACAGGCGGCCUAAUGGGUGAUUCCGACGAUGAUUUGCUGCUCAAGAAAUUCUUUGCUGAAGUUGGUGAAGUCGAAAGGGACAACGAGGUCCUCAGGAUCCUUUCAUGCUUCAAAUUAAAUGCAUUUGAGUUUCUUAACCUGCCAUUUGAUUCAUCUUUGGAGGAUGUGAAAAAGCAAUACCGCAAGUUAUCUUUGCUUGUUCACCCUGAUAAAUGCAAGCAUCCACAAGCAAAGGAGGCAUUUGGAGCAUUGGCCAAGGCCCAACAAAUAUUACAUGAUCCGCAAGAAAGAGAAUAUCUUCUCAGCCAAGUUAAUGCAGCAAAAGAAGAACUUCGAGCUAAGAGGAAGAAGGAAUUGAAGAAAGACAAUGCGUCAAAGAUAAAGUCGCUGGUUGAUGAGGGGAAAUAUGAACAGCAGUAUGAGCAAUCAGAAGAGUUUCAGCAGCGAUUAAAACAAAAGGUGCGAGAGCUGUUAACAGAACAAGAAUGGCGUAGGAGAAAAAUGCAAAUGAGGAUAUCAGAAGAGGAGGGUAGAUUGAAGAAGGAUGAGGAAGAAACAAAAGAAAUGUGGAAAAGAAAACGGGAGCAUGAGGAGCAAUGGGAAGGGACAAGAGAGAAAAGGGUAUCCAGCUGGAGAGAUUUCAUGAAGACAGGAAAAAAGGGUAAGAAAGGGGAAAUUCGACCCCCAAAGCUGAAGACAGAAGACCCCAACAAAUCAUAUGUCCAAAGACCGGUGAAGCGAGGGUAAAAGGAACUUAGAUUUAUUUAUUGUCAUCGAUAAACUGCAGCAGUGUUUCAGAAGGUAGGGAAGUUGUGUAGGCCAAAGAUGAUCUCUCCACCUUAGUGGUGAAAGAAACCUAUGGGGCGAGGGUUCUGAUCUUAAGAGGGAUGGUACACUAGAAAAGAGAACUCUGUUGUAAGGCAAAUUGUAUAACCAGUCGUUUAU
Messenger RNA from Telopea speciosissima, 1060 nucleotides. Its product is annotated as J domain-containing protein spf31. NCBI's taxonomy places the organism in Eukaryota, Viridiplantae, Streptophyta, Magnoliopsida, Proteales, Proteaceae. The record is from RefSeq and is a predicted model, not a curated record. The transcript is spliced from 9 exons. The coding region runs from base 128 to 862 and encodes 244 amino acids.